Molecule: messenger RNA, 1934 nt
Organism: Dichomitus squalens LYAD-421 SS1
Lineage: Eukaryota; Fungi; Basidiomycota; Agaricomycetes; Polyporales; Polyporaceae
Product: G-protein alpha subunit
Exons: 9
Coding region: 75-1619 (514 amino acids)
Biological process (GO): adenylate cyclase-modulating G protein-coupled receptor signaling pathway
Cellular component (GO): heterotrimeric G-protein complex
Molecular function (GO): GTPase activity; G-protein beta/gamma-subunit complex binding; G protein-coupled receptor binding
Source: RefSeq, a predicted model, not a curated record
CUACACGACAGCAUCCACAACGCAGGGCCUCCCGCGACCCGCCCUCCCCUCACCGUCCGCGAACGUCCUCCGCGAUGAUAUCUACUCCCAGGCCGCCUUCCGUCCACUCUAGCAACACCGAUGGUGACCCCUUCACCGCCUUCCUCAGGCCGCCCGCUUCCGAAACCGAACAUGAACGUGUAGCCAGGCUGCAGAGGGAGGCCGAGGCCAAGCGUAUCAACGACAGCAUUGAUGAGGAAAUCAAGGCAGACAGAGAGCGUUUGCGCAAGAGCAAGCAGGACAUUCGCUUGCUCCUACUCGGCCAGGCCGAAUCGGGCAAGUCCACCCUUCAGAAGCAGUUCCAGCUGCUCUACACCCCUGGCUCGCUUGACGCAGAGCGGCUAUCUUGGCGAACUGUAAUCUACUUCAACAUCGCCCGCCCGAUUCGCCGUAUCGUUGAAGCCCUCGAAUCAACCCCCGACAACGACAAUGAUGAGGACGAAUUUGCAGAGUUCACCCCGUCGGAUCUGUUGCCUGCCAACCUUGCUCCUGUGGCCGCCUCCGACGAGAAGUCUCUUUCCCCCUCUGCGUCGAGCCUAGAGAAACAGGUCGCCGUCCUGCGCGCGCGCCUAUCGCCUCUCUUGGCUGCUGAAUCACAACUGGCAGAUCGUCUCUCCGGUGGUGUUAAUGUCUCUGGCUCCGGCAGGGGUAGCGUGUUUGUUCGCACUGGAUGGCAGUCACGGAGCAAGGGCCUCCCAUUCGGCAGGGGGCGCGAACGAGCCACCAGCGGCGGUCGCUUCAGCUUCUCUGGCAAUCGUGGUUCCACAGAGGACCGGGACAACGGAUUGGAGCUCCAGGCACGGCGGGCCGAUUCCGAGGAAGAUAAGCUCAUUCUCGAGAUCGCGUCGAUUUUGUAUGCGUCCCAGGCGGACAUCAGGGAGCUGUGGGAGAUGCCUGCCGUGAAGCGCUUGCGCGAGCGCAGACGUCUCAAACUUGAAGAAUGGGCGGACUAUUUCUUGGACAAUCUCGUCAGGGUGUCAAGCCCAGGAUACGUUCCCACGACAGAGGAUAUCCUGCAUGCACGCAUCCAGACGAUGGGUGUCGCCGAGCACAUCUUCGAUAUGUCCGUGCAUGGUCGAACGGUACGGUGGCAUUUGUACGAUGUUGGCGGCGCUCGCGGUCAACGGCAUUCCUGGAUCCCCUACUUCGAUGAUGCCAACGCGAUCAUCUUCUUAGCGCCUGUCAGCGCUUUCGACCAGUACUUGGACGAGGACCCGAGAACGAACCGAGUAGAUGACUCGCUUCAGUUGUUCAAGCAGAUCUGCUCGAACGUCUUACUCAAGAGGGCGCAUUUGGUUCUCUUCUUGAACAAGACUGAUCUUCUAAAAGCGAAGCUGGCGGCUGGCGUGAAAGUCAAUAAGUACAUCACAUCCUAUGGCGAUCGCGCGAAUGAGUACGACGCGGUGGUGGCGUACUUUAAGGCCCACUUUGCUCAGGUUCACCGUCGGAACAACGAGAGCAACCGGGUGCUAUUCACUCACCUGACUAGCGUUGUGGAUACGAAGGCGAUGCAGAGCAUCAUCACCGACGUUCGCGAUUCAAUAUUCCGUGGAUACCUUAAAUCCGCCGCUCUCGUCUAGGCUCUCGCCCUUAAUGCCUCGUCCACGAUAACCUUAUUAUCCUCUCAUGUCCCACAUCAUCCUUCCGCACACACGGGCUUCCGACUACUGUACCAGCACUUUCGUUUGCGGCUUUGUCUCACGCUGUCUAUACGUUCUUUCUUUCCCUCCAUCCCCCCUGAGCUUCUGUAGUCAUCCCAGACCACUCCCCAUUGUAAGCUACUGUCGUUUGUCCUCUACCACCACAUCAGCUCCUCGUCCGUACUGUUUGAUUGGCCCCCUUUCCCCUCUCCUACUCCAUGUCGUGUAUACUACUCUGGUAGACGAGCCUCCCCC